UUAUUUUCCAUUUCGGAAAGCAAAUCCAAACGGGGCCUAAAAAGUACCUUCUUUUUCUAGCAUUCAAAAGGCCCCCCUCUGCGUGAGCUUAUUUGGACACUUUAUGGUUUCUUUCGGGCUUUGAGUCAUAAAGCUUCUUUCCUCUUUUCCCUUCUUUCAUUUUUGAAUUCUAAGGAUGCUUAUGGAGAGGGGUUUUGUCGGUUUUAUGAGUAUUAAUUAAGCUUUCUGGGUGUACGUUCUUCACAAAAAUGAACGGCGGAGCAACGUCGGAGACCAAGGAUCCGGCCAUGAAGCUAUUCGGCAUGACGAUUCCACUCCGGGAAUCUCGCGGCUCCGAUGUGGGUUGCCUGCCGCCGGCGAAAUCCCGACUUGUGGAUGCGUGUAAUGAAGCAAAAACCACAGAAGCCGAGGAUGUUAAUUUGAAACAGUCUGAAAGGAACAACAAGAAUUCCGUUACAAUGAAUGGCGAGGAGGAGAAGCGAGCAACUGGUGGUAGGGAUAGAAAUCGGGUAAUUCUUAUGCCAAAGGAUGACCCAACUGAGAUAAGUAGUGUAGACCAAGACAAGGUUUUCAAGAAGCCCGACAAGAUCCUUCCGUGUCCCCGGUGUAACAGUUUAGACACUAAGUUCUGCUACUUCAAUAACUACAAUGUCAACCAACCUAGGCACUUCUGUAAGAAAUGCCAAAGAUAUUGGACGGCUGGUGGAACGAUGAGAAAUGUUCCUGUGGGUGCUGGAAGGCGAAAGAACAAGCAAUUAGCCUCUCAAUACCGUCAGAUACUAGUCUCCCCUGAAUCAUCAUCCAGGAUUGAUAUUUCUGACUCUGCCAAUCAACAACUUUUCUCCUCCGAUGAAUCUCCAUGCAAUUUGAGGCCUUUGACAAGCAAUAGAACAGUGAUAAAAUUUGGUGCUGAAGGACCUUUACAUGAAUCCAUGGCAACUGUGCUUGAUAUCAGAGAUCAGAAAGGUUGUGCUAAUGACUCGGGUUCUUCCAGAGAAAAUAGAGAGGAGCAUUCCUCACGUGUUUCAUUGAUUACAUCUUUGAGUAUGCAGCAGGAUCACACAUCUGACAAAGUCAAAAACCAUGGAACUUCACCGGGGUCCUGUAAUGAGCAUAUGCAGCCGAAUCCUUUGCAGUUUCACCCUGUUCCUACUUGGGUUUUACCUUGUAAUCAAGUUGGGAGCAAAGGAGGAUCCAUGUUUCCAGCUCGAUGCUCUUCUGAACUGGUUUCUGUGACAGAUGGUAGCAAUGCCAAUCCAAUUCAAUGGUGCUCCACACCAAUGAUGGCAGUUCCCGGCUUUUGCACGCCAACCACUCCUUUGCAGUUCGUACCAACACCAUAUUGGGGUUGCCUGCCUGUUUGGACUGCAGGAAACAGAGGUACACCAUUGGUGGGAUCUGAUGGCUCUUUUUCUCGGUCAUUGUCUCCUAACAACAGUUGCUUGUGCAGCAACUCACCAGCAUUAGGCAAGCAUGCAAGAGAUGCGAACUUGACGAAUGAGAUGUCCGAGAAUGGUGUUUUGGUUCCCAAGACGCCGAGAAUCGACAACCUGAAUGGUGCUUCAAGGAGUUCCGUGUGGUCCACAUUGGGUUUGAAGUCCAACCAGAAAGAAAUUGAAGCCGGUUUUCCUAGUUCCAGGCCUCUCAAAUCCGUUGAAGAAUGCAAGGGCCACCCAUCAGAUGCCAACCCUACAGCUCUUUCUUGCCCGUCAUUAUUCCAAGGAAGAUAAAGCGAAAUUCAAGGAGGUGAUGCUCGAACUUCUACAUUCUUUUCACCCAUCAGAAUGCUAAUUAUCUGGAUGGAGAAUGCAAUUUUGGCCUGUUACUUCAUGUUUUUGGGAAUUCAUGUUCUACUCUCUGGUUUUGAUGUCUGGGAAACUCAAAAAACCAUUGCAGAGCAAUCUACAGACUUGUUCUGACAUUUGUUCGACUUGUCAAUAAAUGCUGUAAAUGGAGAUUAUAGUGAGUUUUUGUGUUGCUUACUGUAAAUGGAUGCGACGGCGAGUUUUCAGUCGAUUAGAGUUUGUGAAUUAAUGCAUCUUUGGUUUUGUUUAAGGAAAGCGCAGAAAGUAUCUAAUUUUGGAAUUGCCUAAAUUUUAGUUUACAUGUUCAGAUUCUCUUGUUAUCAAUUCUUGUUUGCUAUGUCUCACCAUCUGCAUUUCAUUCUGUAAUUACCAGAAGAUCCCAAGCUCUGAAUUACCAGAAUGUGUUGAACAUGCAGAUUUCUUUGGUCUUGUUUGGUUGG
Molecule: messenger RNA, 2245 nt
Organism: Diospyros lotus (date-plum)
Lineage: Eukaryota; Viridiplantae; Streptophyta; Magnoliopsida; Ericales; Ebenaceae
Product: cyclic dof factor 3-like
Exons: 2
Coding region: 249-1730 (493 amino acids)
Biological process (GO): regulation of DNA-templated transcription
Molecular function (GO): DNA-binding transcription factor activity; DNA binding
Source: RefSeq, a predicted model, not a curated record